AUGGAGCAGGUGAACAAAGCGUACAACCUGUUGAUAAAGGAGGGUGCGUAUGAACGGAUGCGUGUGAAGACGCCUGGUGCGAAGGCAGGCAGCGGGACCCGUCGUCCAUGUCCGUUUUUCCAGGAGAGUGUGGAGCAACGAGAUAAGAAGGAAGCCCCAGAGGAAGGGUUCUCAGAGGAAGAAAUAGCCAAAGUGAGUGCGCUGGACCCCUCCACCGAAAGGGUGACGCCUGCUGGAAAGUAUAUGUAUGAAAGCCGUGAUGAUGGGAGUUGGAUGGAGCUAGACAAACCCUUAGUGCGUGUACACCAGCCGAGGUACGCCUCGUACGCAGCGCAGGCAGAGAUGUCAUAG
Trypanosoma rangeli is the source of this 351-nucleotide messenger RNA. Its product is annotated as DNA-J protein. The transcript has a single exon. NCBI's taxonomy places the organism in Eukaryota, Euglenozoa, Kinetoplastea, Trypanosomatida, Trypanosomatidae. The record is from RefSeq and is a predicted model, not a curated record. The coding region runs from base 1 to 351 and encodes 116 amino acids.